This is a messenger RNA of Rubroshorea leprosula, 396 nucleotides long. Lineage: Eukaryota; Viridiplantae; Streptophyta; Magnoliopsida; Malvales; Dipterocarpaceae. The record is from the annotation of a GenBank genome assembly.
AAUUAAAACCAACCCUAAGCUCCUUGUUUUUCCGCUUCAAAGGUAACCCCGUUUAUUGCUGACUUAAGCAUCGGAGUGUCUACUCCGAGGAUCCACCUCGGGGCUUUGCAGGUCAAUCUAGAGUGCAGAUACGGACUGAAGAAGGACUUCUGGUUUGGUGCAGUUACAAUGCCCAAUUACUGGGGCAAAAGGGGAGUGAUAGGAUCUCACAUGGGUGGCUACGUGGUGCCUUCACUAGUUAAAGAACAUGAUGUGUUUCCUCAUCCUUGAUUAAUCUUGAUUGGUACUUUCCAUUCAAUGCAGAGUUUAAAGACAAGUGUUGUUGUAAGGAUGUUGCAAUAAUUUUGAGGAUGAGACUUUGCAACAGAAAGGAGAAAAGAAAUGGCUUUUGUUUAC